Molecule: messenger RNA, 2438 nt
Organism: Hydractinia symbiolongicarpus
Lineage: Eukaryota; Metazoa; Cnidaria; Hydrozoa; Anthoathecata; Hydractiniidae
Exons: 4
Coding region: 930-2438 (502 amino acids)
Biological process (GO): regulation of transcription by RNA polymerase II
Cellular component (GO): chromatin
Source: RefSeq, a predicted model, not a curated record
CAACAAAUUCCACAAUUGCAUUCUGAUGAUGGGGAUGUUUCACAUGCUGAUGAUGUUUAUAAGCUUUUAUUAUUACAAUACCAUUUUUUAACAGAUACUCGCGCUUUUAUCUUGUGAAUGCAAAAGCAAAUGUGGCGAUCGUUGCCUGUGCGUCAUCAACAACCUGAGCUGUACUGAUAUGUGUUCUUGCUGAGAUUGCGCUAAUGUGGUCGAAUCUGAAGAUGAAUCUGGAGAUGAAUAUGACGAUUCUACGGGCGAUUCAAGUGAAGAAGAAGAAUAAAAACAACAAUAAUAUUUGAUCUUUUUUUGUAUAUAUGGGUUUAAAUGUCUCUAUAAGUAAGGUUUAGAUAUGAUUCCUCUGUGAUAUAAUUAAAUUUCCUCUAUGGCAAAGAUCAAUAACUUUAUUGAUAGGUUUCUAGCUAAGAUAAUAUCUAAAAUAAAUUAUUUUGUAUCACAAUGGGUAUAUGUCAGGGGCGGAUCCAAACCCCGUCAAAUGGGUCAAAGGACGGGGUUUAAACAAGUAUAGUUUAUCUAAUUUUCAAAUAUUUAGUACUAACCAGUAAUAUUUGGGGCGUGUAAUAAUGUAUUCAUUUGAGCGCUCAUCAAUAUAAAAAUUAAUAAUAUUGCCGCCGCUGCUGCUGCCGUGUGUAUGGUCGCGCGGUGGUGGCGGUGGCGCGCGUGAUGGCAUCAGCUUCAUUUUCGUUGCGAAGACAGGGCGCAAAGAUGGCUAGACCUAAUCUUUAAUGGUGGAUAGAAAAAUAUAGACUUUGUUCUGCAGGUUUUUGACGGAGCAAUGAGGUUAUUCUUAACUCUUAUUGGUCUAGAGUGCCGGGUUUGCAGGAGAAGAACACCGCCAGGAUUUGAUUGGUCAUUACAGAAGUUUUCUUAAGUUGUGAUUGGCUAAAAAUCAAUACCCUGCAAAAGCCAAAAUGCUCACGCUAGUCUUCAUCUUCAUAUCUUCCUCAACAUCAUUGCUCAACAUGGCGUUUAGUCCAGUGAGAGAAGAUGUUUUGAAAUUAUUUCAAGACGAAGAUUUGCAGAUAUUGAUUGAAAUAUUUAAUAUUUAUUCUGAGAAAUGGAUAAAUUCAAAUAAAAAUGUGUUUUUAAACACAGAACAGCUUUAUGCUGUACUUUCUUGUGGAGAAAUUGGUGUGAAUGAAGAUGCUUUGAAAUAUCUUCCUGCAUCAGUUUCUUCCAAGAAUUGUGUUGCAUUGAGGUCCGAAUCAUCUGGAAAUUGCUUGUUUAGCUCCAUAUCCUUAUGUCUGGUAGGUGAUAAUAGUUUGACGCAACAGUUAAGGCUACUUGCUUGCAUUGAACUUUUUGUCAAUUCUGAGUAUUAUAGUUCUCACCCCAAUUUAUUUGUUGACAAAUAUCCAUCUUUAAGUCCAUCAAAUAUUUUAGCAAUGUCAGUAUCUCAUGCUGCUGUUGAUACUAAUUUUAAGGCUGCUGAACUUGUCAAAGCUGAGGCUACUUUUUGUUUGAAAAACAUGAACCAGUGGUCUGGUUUUCUCUUUGUUUUGUCAUUGUCUUCUAUAAUUCGCAGAAAUAUUAUGUGUUAUUAUCCUGAUUGUAGUCCUCUCAAAUACAAAGAAAUAUUCAAUAAAAAGGUUUUUCCACGUGUGCCAAAGGUUGAUGAAACUUGCUUCCAUAUUUUGUUUUGUUAUGAAGGUUAUCUCAUUUCAGAUCUUACUUUUAAACAUAAUCACUAUGUGCCACUUUUAUUUACUUCUAAGGAAUUAAUUUAUAAGCCUCUAUUUAAGAAGAAAUGUAUGUCUACCAAUGUUUCUGGAUUCUUUCAAAAGAAAAUUGAUUUUAAACCUGUCACCAAGAAUAAGCUUAUUUUACCAAAGGUAUCUCUUCCUCAGCAAUUGCCUACAUCAAGUCAGGAUCCCCAAGCAAUAAUAAAAGGUACUAAUAAUACACCUUCAAGCAACAUUUCAAAUCCUUCUACUUCUUCUGUAUCUAAUGUUUUUAGUAAUCUUUUACAAAAUAGUACUAGCCAUGAACCUAAUUUUUUUCCAAACAAUAAUAAAUCAGUCAUAACAUCAAAAAUAGUUGAUUCCCUUCCACAAAAUUUUGAUGUAACUGAUGUUUUAUUUGAUAUAGAUGAUAUUAUUUUAAUUGUUAUGUAUAUUUGUUGCAAAGGUUGGUAUUAUAUUAUACUAUUGUCCAUAGUUCAUUUUCAUUUAAUUGACAACUGUCAAGAAAUAGUAGAACAUAGUUGCAGGGACUAUGGGGUUACUCAGUUGUCAUUUUAUCCUGCAUUCAUUUUUAUUCAUAUCAAACCAUUUCAUUCCAAUAUUCAUUAUCAUUUAAUUGGCAACUGUCAAGAAAUAGUAGAACAUAGUUGCAGGGACUAUGGGUUCAUAGGCUUCAUAUAUAACAAUAGAAGCUCAGCAAGAAAGACAAGCAACCAAACAACAUUGUUGAAAAGAUGA